UUCUGUUUUCCCUCCCUCAUUUGAAUCACACUUGCAGAGUGAAGUCUGUACAGACGCAAACGAUAGACAGAUUUAUGUAUCAGCAAUUAUAGAGAGAGAAAGUAGACAAACAUUGUUGAGAGAGAGAGAGGGAUUGGGGUGAGCGUUGAUGUCGAAGACGGAAGGUCUUGUGGUUCUUGAUUCGGUGAAUGCUGCAAAAACAGGAGUUCUGAACAAAAAUCCAGAUAUAGCUGAGAAGGCAGCUCGGCCGCAUGCUCAGAAUGUAGUGAGGAGGAAGCUGGCAGACAUUAGCAACCUGCCACAAAAUCAAAGAUUGUUGAUUCAAGGGGAGAAAGCACAAUGCAUUGAGACAACUACAAAAGAGUACAUUGACCAGCUUCAGAAGGAGAACAUGGCUUUGGUGAAGAUGUUGGCACAGAGAAACAAAAUCAUUGAACAGAGUGGAAUUGAGUUAGACAGAUUGAGAGUAAAUCUGCUUAAGAUGCAGGAACAGAAUCAACAGCUAGCUCUUUCAAACACCCAAAUGCUUGUGGAAUUAAAUUCAGGUAAAGAUCGGUUGAAAGUAUUGCAGCAUGAGCUUGGGUGCAAAAGUGGUCUGCUUAAAGCAAGAAAAUUGGGAGCUGAGGAAAAAGGAAGAACAGGGCCAUUGGAAGGUGCUGAUGCUGAGUUGAUGAACUCCCAGGAGGAAGUUCAGUCCAGAAAAGAAGGUGGGGAUGAUGAAAAGCCACACAAGACCAGAAGGAGUUUGCAGCCCAACAGUGUGGGUUCUUCUGAACAAGUUCAAUCAAAGGAGACGAUUGAAAAGAAAAGGCCUUCUGUGAGGAGGCAAUCUGCCAGAUUUAAAGCUGCAGAAGUGAAACCUGUUGAGGAUUUGUUUGACGCGAGAGAUACUAGCAUUCUUGCAUGUUCACAGCUCGAUGAAGCUGUUGCAGAAAAAGGGUCAACUUCUGAGAAUCCAUCAGUCAAAGUUGAAGAUAAUGAAGGCAGUUCUGGUCACAGACAUGAAUCUCAAGAGUCAGGAAGACCGUCUCUCAGAUCAUCUCGUCUAGCAGCCAAGAAGGUUCAAUCCUACAAGGAGAAACCAAUAAACAUCAAAAUGCGCAGAACUGAGUGAGAUGCUUUACUCCUGACUAACAUUUUAGAUAUAACACAGCAUGUAGCAAGCCACGAUGCACUAAAUUCUCCUCCUGGCACGCCCACGCUAUCAGUUGUUGUUCUUGUUGUUCUCUUGUUUCUGAUGUGCUGAUAUACUUUAAGAUUUCAUACCAACCUGUUUUUGUAUAAUCAACUACACCCUUGUGAAUGUUUCACUAGAUAACUAAGUAGUUUCAAAACAGGAUUAGUUCCUGUAAUUAUGUACCAUCCUAGCACCCUUCUUUCUCCUUUGUGUGGCUGUGCCCAUACAGGCAAACUCUUGCGGAUGCAAUGUAACGCCUAGCAUUUUGGUCGCUGUUUUCGUUGAGCUGUGGAAGAAAAAUUCGAUCUAGUGUGCUGUCUGGAUGAAUAUAAUUGUCUUUGGCUUGCUAAA
Messenger RNA from Sesamum indicum (sesame), 1528 nucleotides. RefSeq lists its product as uncharacterized. Lineage: Eukaryota; Viridiplantae; Streptophyta; Magnoliopsida; Lamiales; Pedaliaceae. Gene Ontology annotation, biological process: meiotic sister chromatid segregation; maintenance of meiotic sister chromatid cohesion. The record is from RefSeq and is a predicted model, not a curated record. Gene Ontology annotation, cellular component: chromosome, centromeric region; nucleus.